Fraxinus pennsylvanica is the source of this 336-nucleotide messenger RNA. NCBI's taxonomy places the organism in Eukaryota, Viridiplantae, Streptophyta, Magnoliopsida, Lamiales, Oleaceae. The record is from the annotation of a GenBank genome assembly.
AUGGGACCUCAAGAUAGUCCUUACGCAGGGGGAGUAUUUUUGGUUACCAUCCAUUUCCCCCCUGAUUACCCAUUCAAACCUCCAAAGGUUGCUUUCCGGACUAAAGUUUUUCACCCAAAUAUAAACAGCAAUGGCAGUAUUUGCCUUGACAUCUUGAAGGAGCAGUGGAGCCCUGCCUUGACAAUUUCGAAGGUGUUGCUUUCGAUUUGUUCGCUUCUGACGGAUCCAAACCCGGAUGACCCCCUCGUGCCAGAAAUUGCUCACAUGUACAAGACUGACAGGGCCAAGUACGAGCAAACUGCACGGAGCUGGACUCAGAAGUAUGCAAUGGGAUAG